Messenger RNA from Paramisgurnus dabryanus, 3369 nucleotides. NCBI's taxonomy places the organism in Eukaryota, Metazoa, Chordata, Actinopteri, Cypriniformes, Cobitidae. The record is from RefSeq and is a predicted model, not a curated record.
AUUUAUGACGCACUUAUGACGCGCUUCAUGAAUAUUAAUAACGCCGUGCGACGUUCAACCAAUAGGAUUCGUCAGCGUCGACUUCGCUCACCAAGACCAGGAAGCAAGCAACCAGGCAGAACUGUCCAGAAGGGAGUGAACAGAUCUCGUACAGAUACAAAUAUCUCGCAAACGUUAAAAGAUUUAAAAUACGCAAAUAGAGUUUUGGCUGCAUUUUAUCCUGAAGUAAAAACGAAGACGCAAAAGAUGUCCCAGGACUCCUCUGAAUUGAGAGAGGAAGGGAACAGUUAUUUUAAGGCGGGUGAUGUGCAAAACGCUCUCAGCUGCUAUACAAAAGCUUUAAAGAUCAGUGAUGGACAGUCUGACAGUGGUGUUUUGUACCGCAACCGUGCUGCAUGUUAUCUCAAACUAGAGGACUUUAACAAAGCAGAGGCAGAUGCAACCAAAGCCUUGGAUGUUGACCCGGGUGACAUUAAGGCCCGGUUCCGUCGAGCACAGGCUCUGCAGAAGCUCGCACGGUUGGACCAGGCGUUUCUGGAUGCUCAGAAAUGUGCACAGCUGGAGCCAAAAAAUAAAGCUUUUCAAGAUCUGCUUAGACAGUUAGGAGCACAGAUCCAGCAGAAGGCAGCACAGAUGUCCACCACAGACUCACGAGUCCAACAAAUGUUCAAUCUCCUAAUGGAUAACUCGGCGCAGGCUUCAGAUAAACAAAAGGCCGCUCAAAAUCUGGUGGUGCUCUCGCGGGAGGAUGCAGGUGCUGAGCAGAUCUUCAGGAACGAUGGAGUUAAACUUCUCCAGAAACUUCUAGAGUCUCAGCAGGAGGAACUGGUUCUCUCUGCUCUCAGGACUCUGGUUGGUCUGUGUACCGGACACCAGUCAAGGACCAUGGCCAUUGUGAAUGAGCUUGGCAUGGACAGCCUGUGUGGUGUCAUGGGUUCUGGUGAUUCUGCUGUGUCUCUUUCGGCGUGCCACCUGGUCCAGGUGAUGUUUGAGGCCCUGACAGAAGGCAUGAAGAAAGCGGUUCGAGGGAAGGAUGAGGCCAUACUGCCAGAACCCUCCCGUGAGCUGCGUUCAAUGUUGCGUCAUCUUAUUGACAUGCUGCCCGCAUCCGGCGUGUCUGGACCGGGACGUGACAGCGCCAUCAACCUGCUCGUCAAACAGGUGCCGAGAAAAUCUCUGAAAAACCCAGACAACUCGCUCACCCUAUGGGUCAUCGAUCAGGGCCUGAAGAAGAUUUUGGAAGUAGCAGGGACGGUUCCUGAGAUGGGAGAUGGGCCAGCACUCACAGACAGCACACCCAUGAGCUGCUCAGUUCUUCUUAAUAAACUCUAUGAUGACCUAAAGAGUGAAAAGGAGAGAGAAAACUUCAGCAAGCUUUGUGAGGAUUAUGUACAGCAUCACUUUGGCAGCUCAGGUAUGGAGAGGAAACUACAUGCCAUACAAACUGUCUCAAUCCUGCUGCAGGGUCCCAGCGAUGUUGGUAAUCGCACCCUGGAGCUCAGCGGUAUCAUGGAUGCCGUAAUUUCUCUCUGUGCGUCCGACAACAUCACCCACCAGCAGGUGGCCGUAGAGGCGCUCAUUCACGCCGCCGGCAAAGCCAAGAGGGCGUCGUUCAUCACAGCUAAUGGCGUCGCUCUACUGAAAGAUCUUUAUAAGAAAAGUGAAAAUGAUCGGAUACGCGUGCGAGCGCUGGUGGGGCUAUGCAAACUUGGCUCAGCUGGAGGCACCGAUUUUAGUAUGAAGCAGUUCGCUGAGGGUUCGACGCUUAAACUCGCCAAGCAGUGCAGGAAGUGGCUUUGCAAUGAAGCGUUGCCCCCAAGUUCACGCCGCUGGGCCAUCGAGGGUCUUGCCUAUCUUACGCUGGACGCAGAUGUGAAAGAAGACUUGGUGGAGGAUAAGAAAGCUCUUCAAGCCAUGUUUGAGCUUGCUAAGUCUGAGGACAAAACGGUGUUGUUUGCUGUCGGAUCCACGUUGGUCAACUGCACCAACAGCUAUGAUGUGGAGAAGCCGGACCCUCAGAUGGUCGAACUAGCUAAAUACGCGAAACAGCACGUACCCGAGGAGCACCCAAAGGAUGCCCAGUCUUUUGUAGAGAAGAGGGUGGUGAAGCUCCUGGAGGCUGGGGUUGUGUCAGCUUUGGUGUGUAUGGUGAAGCACGAGAGUCCAGCCCUCACUGAAGCCUGCAGGGAAUGUAUCGCCAGGGUUAUUUUGGCUCUGGUGGAGAGACAUGAUGACAGGGGUUUAGUUGUAGCACAGGGCGGUGGAAAGGCUUUGUUGCCGCUAGUUUCUGAGAGCACAGAUAAGGGCAAGAUCAAAGCAGCACAAGCUCUUGCCAAGCUCACCAUCACAUCCAAUCCUGAGAUCGCCUUCCCUGGCGAGAGGGUCUACGAGGUAGUUAGACCACUGGUCAGUCUGCUGGCGCUUGACUGUACGAUGCUGCAGAACUUCGAGGCUUUGAUGGCCCUCACCAACCUGGCUGGCAUCAGUGAGAGACUCAGGCAGAAGAUAAUUAAGGAGAAAGCAGUGCCCAAAAUAGAGGGGUAUAUGUUUGAAGAGCACGAUAUGGUUCGUGCCGCAGCCACUGAAUGUAUGUGUAAUCUGGCCUUGAGCACUGAGGUUCAGAAACUUUACCAGGUUAAAGACAGUGACCGUCUCAAGUUGCUGGUCCUUUAUAGUGGUGAAGAUGAUGAGCGCCUGAGGAAGGCUGCAUCAGGCACGCUGGCCGUGCUGACCGGAGACAUCCCCGAGCUCUGCUCACGUAUUCCUGAAACGACCAGCCACUGGUUAGAGAUUUUUCAAGCUUUGUUGCUGAGUGAAAGUGUGGAUCUGAGGCAUCGUGGGGUGGUAAUCAUAAUGAACAUGAUGCAGGCCGACAAAAGUCUCGCGGAGAAACUGAUGGAGAGUGAAGCGCUGGAGAUCCUCUCUGUCCUGGCUAAAUCAGAAGACCCCACACAGGCCCCUGUCUGCAAAGCCGCCCAGCGCUGCCUGGAUCUGGCUAUUGAGUACGGCCUCAUAUGCAGCAACGAGGGAUGAAAUAACAGCAACUCUGAAUAUUUACAACUCGGAUAGGACUUGGUGGCACAAUAUACCAAGAGGUAGUCUUAAAGGCACACAUUUCGUACAGUUUAAAGAGACCAAAUAUUGUUUCAGUCACCUGCUUUCCAUUACUUGCACUCAAAAAAUGAUUUUUAAAUAUUUUUGCAUUCCAAAAUAUGAAUUAUUCUUCAUAAAUGUAGAGCUCUUUGUGUUUUAGGGCAACACAGUAUUGAUAUUUAUGCAUUGAUUUGAUACCACUUCACCAUUUAUGUUUACGUGUUUCAUUACUGAUUGUAAAAUGAGAUAUUUUGGUUUUAUAUAAACACUAAUUUU